CGUCAUUGUAGAAAAACAAAAACAAACCUCCCGUCUUGAAAUAUCAACUCUGUUGUGUUUCGCUCAGUUUGUCUCGUUUACCGCUUUAAAAAAAAACCCUCCGUAUCGUCUCGACUCUUCGUGUUCAUGGUUGUCGUUCGGGGCCGGGGGACGCUGUAGUUGACCGGUAGCAGCUCGGUGACGGCGGUGUGGCAGCCAUGGCUCAGCAGAGAGGAGUCAACAGCCUGCAGUUCAACCAGGACCAGAGCUGUUUCUGCUGCGCGAUGGAGACGGGGGUCAGGAUCUAUAACGUGGAGCCCCUGAUGGAGAAGGGUCACCUGGACCAUGAGCAGGUGGGCAGUGUGGCCCUGUGCUCCAUGCUGCAUCGAUCCAACCUGCUGGCCGUAGUUGGAGGAGGAGUCAAUCCCAAGUUCUCAGAAAUAUCCGUUCUGAUCUGGGACGACGCUCGGGAGUCACGAGACCCCAAAGACAAACUGGUCCUGGAGUUCACCUUCACUAAACCUGUUCUGGCCGUUCGCAUGAGGCAUGACAAGAUCAUCAUUGUCCUGAAGAACAGGAUCUAUGUUUACAGUUUCCCAGACAACCCCGUCAAACUGUUUGAGUUUGACACCAGAGACAACCCCAAAGGUCUGUGUGAUUUAUGUCCCAGUCUGGAGAAGCAGCUGCUGGUUUUUCCAGGUCAUAAAUGCGGCAGCCUGCAGCUGGUUGAUUUGUCCAACACCAAGCCUGGAACAUCAUCCGCUCCUUUCACCAUCAACGCCCACCAGAGCGAGAUCGCCUGCGUGGCUCUGAACCAGCCCGGCAGCGUGGCGGCUUCGGCCUCUCGCAAAGGAACGCUCAUCCGCCUGUUUGACACCACGACCAGAGACAAGCUGGUGGAGCUGCGCAGAGGAACCGACCCGGCAACCCUCUACUGCAUCAACUUCAGCCACGACUCCUCCUUCCUCUGCGCCUCCAGUGACAAAGGCACCGUCCACAUCUUCGCGCUCAAAGACACCAAACUGAACCGCCGCUCAGCACUGGCUCGUGUGGGGAAGGUGGGGCCUGUGAUCGGUCAGUACGUGGACAGUCAGUGGUCGUUGGCCAGCUUCACUGUUCCCGCCGAAUGUGCCUGUAUCUGUGCUUUUGGAAAGAACACGUCCAAGAACGUCAACUCCGUCAUCGCCAUCUGUGUGGACGGGACCUUCCACAAGUACGUGUUCACCCCCGAUGGAAACUGCAACCGAGAGGCCUUCGACGUUUAUCUGGACAUCUGUGACGACGACGACUUCUGAGGCCGGAGACAGAAACCGGGUUACAGACAUUACCGGAAGACGUGAGGACGAAGGAGGAGGACCGAGUUAAUGAUUAUCGUUCUGUUCUGGAGACGGAACCAGAGACACGUGGACGAAGACGCACUCGACGCUGAUGUGUUUGUAAUCUGUAGCAGUGUGAAUAUAAAUACAGUUUUCCAUUAGCCUGUAAACCUGUUGCACCGUGAGUCUGACCCUGAAAUGACCAACACACUUAAACCUUGGAAGCUCGGUCAUUUGUAAGUAAGUACUUUUAUUUAUGUGGCUCCUUCAAAGAGCAGACGUCACAAAGUGCUUCACAGUAAAGACAAAAAAGCAACAUAAACAAAGAGGCUAAAAACACAAAUGUACAUUAAAAUAAGAUGGUAAAACUAAUUGUUUUUGUGAGCGAUUACUGGUUCAAGUCAAACCGAAAAUAAAAUUCAUUUUUGCUAAGAAA
This is a messenger RNA of Seriola dumerili (greater amberjack), 1731 nucleotides long. It is a transcript of the gene wdr45, whose product is annotated as WD repeat domain 45. Gene Ontology annotation, molecular function: protein binding; phosphatidylinositol-3,5-bisphosphate binding; phosphatidylinositol-3-phosphate binding. Gene Ontology annotation, biological process: protein lipidation; protein localization to phagophore assembly site; nucleophagy. Gene Ontology annotation, cellular component: phagophore assembly site membrane; extrinsic component of membrane; cytosol. Lineage: Eukaryota; Metazoa; Chordata; Actinopteri; Carangiformes; Carangidae. The coding region runs from base 198 to 1274 and encodes 358 amino acids. The transcript has 11 exons. The record is from RefSeq and is a predicted model, not a curated record.